CAUGGAAAAAAGCAGUGUGUUGCAUUUGAAGACAUUGGAGGAUGAGGAUAUAUGCGUGGUUGGGGAUGGAAAAGAGAGUUUGACACUGGGCGAACAUGAGCAUGGAACCAAUUUUCUUCUGCACUGCAUCAUAUGAUUGUUCGUAUUGUUGGUCGGCGAUCUGCUCGGGUGUUUUUUUCCUACUCUUGCUAUUUUCGUGUAUGUAUAUCGCUGGGAAUACCUUUCUUAUACAUAAUUUUCUCCUCUAUCCUGCCCUUUUCGAUAUGAACAGAUUGAUCUUGAAUCAACAGGGUACACGACAGGUUGACAUUGAAGCUGAAAGAAAUACCGUACAGUACCGUACAAUUCAAUCACCAACAGAUCACGCCCACCUAGGACCUACGGCGCAAAGACAAGCAGAGUAGGAAUCGGGACUACAGGAGAAGAGACAAAUGGAUGCAAAAUAUACAAUUGAUAACCAACUGAGCUGAGACAUACUUGAGGAUUGAUAACACACGGAAACCACCUCCCCCGAGACAAAACUAUGGCCUAUAUCUAUCG
This is a messenger RNA of Aaosphaeria arxii CBS 175.79, 540 nucleotides long. RefSeq lists its product as uncharacterized. The transcript has a single exon. NCBI's taxonomy places the organism in Eukaryota, Fungi, Ascomycota, Dothideomycetes, Pleosporales. The record is from RefSeq and is a predicted model, not a curated record. Bases 96 to 404 code for a protein of 102 amino acids.